CUCGCUCCCGCCCUCCUCCUCAGCAUCAAGUGCAGCCGGAGCACAGUGUCCCGGCUGCGACUUUCUCUCAGCCUCUUUGAAGAAGCAAUGAGGAGAAGGGAGCCGUCGCCCUGCUGAUACCAAGACGUCUGGGAUGCAGUAACACAAGUUUGUUUUCUAGUGGGAUCAUAUUUGUAUAUUUCCAGGGAAAACAAACAAUACAUUGCGGAUUUGGCAUAUCCAUCAAUCGGAUGCAAGCAGAGCCAGGCCCAACUUAACAAUGGGCCCCAUACCCCUGUGUGUCCUGUUCCCUGUGACGGUGCUAGCUGUGGUGGUGGUUGUAGCUGCUGAGGAGAAUGCAGUCGACGACGAGUAUACCUGGCCCCACUGGAAGGUGCCUCUGGUAAGGAAAAGACGCACUGUGCCUCUCACCAGCCCAAACUUCUCAGCCCAUCGUCAGUUGGAGCUGAGUGGGACCUGUGGGAUUGAGUGUCAGCGUCGCCUCCCUGCCACCUCUCUGGACGACCUGGAGCAGUUCCUGUCCUAUGAGACGGUUUAUGAAAAUGGUACACGCACGCAUACCUCUAUUUCUGUGCAGGGCCUCAAUGAGCUGACUACCUGGUCCAGAAACAUCUCAUCUAGCUCCCGCCACAGACGAGAGGUGUAUGGCACAGAUACCCGCUUCACUAUCUCUGAUAAGCAGUUUUCCACCAAAUAUCCCUUCUCCACCUCUGUGAAGAUCUCCACAGGAUGCUCUGGGGUUCUUGUGUCACCUAAACACGUGCUGACAGCUGCCCACUGCAUCCAUGACGGGAAGGAUUAUCUAAAUGGGGUACAGAAGCUGCGUGUUGGUUUUCUGAAGGACAAGUCCAGACGAGGCAAAGGGAAAGGAGGGCGAGGGAGCAAAAGGAGAAAGGGUGACAAAGGUAAAGAGGAAGUGCAGGAGAUGGAGGAGAUGGAGGAGGAUGGUGGGAAAGGAGCCCGGAAAGGAAAAGGGAAAGGUAGAAAGAGCCGGAGUCGGCGAAGUGCGGAAUCUGAGAAACCUUCAUUCAGGUGGACCAGGGUCAAGAAGAUCCAGGUGCCUAAGGGCUGGUUCAAAGGUGUGUCUGAUGGACUGGCUGCGGAUUAUGACUACGCUGUUCUGGAGCUGAAGAAAGCGCCAAAAGUCAAGCACAUGAAUCUGGGUGUUAUCCCCUCACUCAAGAAGCUCCCUGCUGGCAGGAUCCACUUCUCUGGCUUUGAUGAUGACCGGCCUGGCAACCUAGUGUACCGGUUCUGCUCUGUCUCUGAGGAGUCCGAUGAUUUGUUGUACCAAUACUGCGAUGCCAAACCAGGCUCCAGCGGCUCAGGGGUCUACAUCCGCCUCAAAGAACCUGGCAAGAAGAAGUGGAAGAGGAAGAUCAUCGGGGUUUUCUCUGGUCACCAGUGGGUGGACGUAAACGGGAAUGGGAUGCAGCAGGAUUACAACGUGGCGGUGAGGAUAACACCUCUUAAAUAUGCCCAGAUCUGCUUCUGGGUCCAUGGGGACUCAAGUGAGUGUCAGGUAGCCUAAGACAACACAGGAUCCCCCCUUAACCACCUACCUACCUACCUGCUCCCACCCCCCACCUAUUAUCACCAACCAGGGGCCCGACGACUGCCUCUCCUCUUCCUGUUACCUCCUGCUAUUCCAUCACACACACACACACACACACACACACACACACACACACACCCACAGCCAUACAGACUCUGUGUUGACAACAGGAACUGGUCAGCACAUCAAGAGAACUGUGGCUCUCCAGCUUUUUUAAUUUAUUUGCUUAAAAACAACUGAGAAAAAAAAGUGUAUUUUAUGUAUGUGCAGAUCAUUCAGAUCUGCAAUUUUGCUUUAAAUGUUGACCUUUUUUUUUUCUUUUUUAAAGAUUUGACCAUUUUGGAUACAAUGUUGGAAAGUGUGUACAUUCAAAUGUUUGUUAUCAAAGCCCCGGUACAUUCAACUUAUAUUCCAAGUAGGAUAUGUAUGGAGAAACUUGCAUUUUAAAGUGUUCUCUCCCACUGUAACGAUGAGCGCGUGCUUUGGCCUUGACAAAAGACCCAGGAGAAAUUAAUGUAACUUUUGUUCUGCGAAUGAACUAUAUUGAGAUAACUGUUUUUAUAAACAUUUUAAUUGAACGAGCUUCUGUUUUGCAUUUUGUAUAUCUAGAACUUUGACUUUGUUUGUUUUUUACAGCUACCUUUUUAAAAAAAAAACUAUUUUUCUGUCUAAAUAGAGAAAGGGUCCUCAUGGAUCCUGGAUAGAAAAUUUGUCACCAUCUUUUUUCUGUUCUUGCCCUGCAGUGAAAUGUGGUUUCAUUGUUGUGCACAUAAUUAUAUCGGUGCUUAUCCUGAAGACGUGGUGCUAAUUUAUAGAAAUGUAAACUUUUCUUUUUGGGAGGCGGCGGCUUCUCAGAAAUAUUUUGAUAGCCUAGUACUGUAACUAUACUGUAUUUAAUGUGAGGCUACAUAUUCGGGUUGUGUUUGGAUGGGACUGAACCAUUUCACAAUUUACUUGAGCCGUUUAGAUUUCUCUAAUUCUAAGGGUUAAACAAAAUUACAAAAGCAACAUUGUUAUAUAAUAACACAUUUAAAUCUGGGAUGUGAUAUUUUUUUCUUUUCAUGUUGUUUAUGUUCCAAAAAUUCAUCCGAGUAUCCUUUUGAAAACCAAAUACCUGAAAUUAAUGAUGCAGAUUGAGGACUACCAACCAUUAAACCAAGAUUAGUA
Molecule: messenger RNA, 2722 nt
Organism: Micropterus salmoides (largemouth bass)
Lineage: Eukaryota; Metazoa; Chordata; Actinopteri; Centrarchiformes; Centrarchidae
Gene: prss35
Product: serine protease 35
Biological process (GO): proteolysis
Molecular function (GO): serine-type endopeptidase activity
Source: RefSeq, a predicted model, not a curated record